This is a messenger RNA of Paralichthys olivaceus (Japanese flounder), 1823 nucleotides long. Its product is annotated as receptor-interacting serine/threonine-protein kinase 3-like. Gene Ontology annotation, molecular function: protein kinase activity; ATP binding. NCBI's taxonomy places the organism in Eukaryota, Metazoa, Chordata, Actinopteri, Pleuronectiformes, Paralichthyidae. Gene Ontology annotation, biological process: inflammatory response; regulation of apoptotic process; signal transduction. Gene Ontology annotation, cellular component: cytoplasm. The record is from RefSeq and is a predicted model, not a curated record.
CGCAGUUCGUUUGCUUUCUCCACGGAACAUUUUAAACCCUGCCCUUAACGAGCAGUGACAGGAAACUGCAGCUUGUACCGUCUUGUUCUGUCAGAGCUUGGGUUAGACAAAGCCCUACAUCUUGGAUAUUUAGGUGAACAACAAAUUAAGGGAUAUACGGUCUGUUUUCUUAGCAGAAGAUGGCGCUGCUGAGCCACACGGCUGAGUGGGUUGGAAGUGACAGCUUGGAGAAAUGGGAGUUAGUUGGCUCUGGGGGGUUUGGUCAUGUCUAUAAAGCCAGGCACAAGGACUGGGGCUUUGAUGUGGCCAUUAAGCUGCUUCGAGACGGUGUUGGGUAUUCUUCCAGUGCCCUCAUGCCAAAGGAGAAAGCCCUAUCAGAAGAAGUUGAUCAUAUGGAUAAGGCUUCAUGUGAGUUUGUGCUGAGGGUUUAUGGAAUCUAUGAGGGAAAUCCACCAUUUGGAGGUAUCUCCAUGCAAAAGGGAAUAGUUAUGGAGCUCAUGAGCAGUGGAUCAGUUCAGGAUCUGCUGGUGGUUCUGUGUGGUCCUCCACCGUGGCCCCUGACCUUCCGCUUGGCCCAUCAAGUGGCUCUCGGCAUGAACUUCCUCCAUUCAAGGAACCUUAUGCACCAAGACUUGAAACCAAGUAAUGUACUGCUGGAUGACGACCUGAACGCCAAGCUCGCAGACUUUGGUCUAUGCAGGGUUUCCACCAGUGCUUUGAACAGCAACGAGAAAAUGACAGGAGAGGUCGGAGGCACGUACAAGUACAUGCCUCCUGAGGCUUUUGAUGCAUCAUAUGAACCUGUCCGUGCUUUCGACAGAUACAGCUAUGGCAUCCUUCUCUGGACUAUUGUUACUGGGAGAGAGCCAUAUCAAAUGGCUGGUCACAGCCUUGUUGCACUGAGGAUCCCUGAAGGGGACAGACCUCCCUGUGAGAAAAUCAACCAGAGGGAGGUAGAAGGGUUAGAGGAGCUGGUUGACCUCAUGAAGAUGUGCUGGGACGAGAAUCCUGCCAAGAGGCCUACUUUUAAAGAGUGCCUUGAAGUCACUGAGGAGGGUUUCUCAAAGCACAAGAAGGAAAUUCAUGGUGCAGUUCAUCAUGUAUUGACAAGACUGGAGUCACAUACCAGUAAUCAAUAUUCAAACAUAAGAGUGCCGCUCAGUUUUUCUCCUCAGACAUCAGAUGUUUCUUUCUCUUCUUUUUCAGAAAGGUCAAAGUCACAUGAUUAUAAGGAUGCUGUCAGAGUUACAACAACUAAAAACACUUCAACACAGGAGUCUGUCAGUGAUUCUGAAAAAACAUUGAGUGAUGAGGAUCAAGCAAAGUUCAUUGACGACAACAGGGCGGUGUUAAUUCAAGACGUUUCUGAAGUUAUGGCUAUCGUAGACGAGCUCGGGGACAUGGUCCACAGUGAAACUUACUCAGUGAUCGAAUCUAAACAGACGAGCCAGGAGAAGAUGAGAGUGCUUUUUCAGAAGACGCUUCGUUCAGGAGGGGUAACCGUCAAAGCCUCCUUCUAUGCUGUCCUCAAAAGACAUCAGCCCAAACUAGUCGAGAGGCUCAGUAAGGUGGAAUAAACUGAAGCAUAUGUGUACCAACAACCAUCCAUGCCCAUGUUCACACCUACGGUCAAUUUAGUGUCUCCCUUUAACCUAACCCCAAAGUGUAUAUCUUUGGACUGUGGGAGGAAGCCUCACUACAAAGUAUUCAAACCAAGAACCUUCUUGCUGUGAGGCAACACACUGUAGCUGUACUAUAUAUGUGACUACAAAUCAUGUGUAUAAUUUCUUAAAUAAACACAUUUGUCAUCUUUUUGAUUGUUC